CUCAUUCUGCUUCAGUCUGUGAUAGAAGAGCUUUAUAUAAAUAGCUCGUACGUACACUUUCUUUUUAAAGACGUUUAGAGGAUUACAUUGAUUGUGAUAGAGAAGUAUGUUGGGUCGUAUCACACAAAAGUUUGUGAGAUGCGGUCAAUUGAGAGCGUUUUCGAUAUCUAAGUCAACGUUAAACAUGCCUGGUGGAUGGAGCGAGAUCAAAUAUGCAACUCCUGAAACACAGGGUUUAGUUGGUCUGGUUAAAUAUCAAGCUGAACUAAAAGUUGAUAAAACAUUUACUGCAUUUGAAGCAAAAACCUUUAGAACCCAGGUGGUUGCAGGAACUAACUUUGCUGUAAACGUUUUAGUUGGCCCUCGUCAAUAUGCUCAUUUGAAAGUAUUUCAACCUUUGCCUGGUGCUGAUGAACCCAUUGCUCUUACUGACGCCAAAGUCAAUGAAAAUCCUGAUAUAGAACCGAAUAAGAUUUGAGAGACGUUUUAUGUAUUUUUUUGAAAUCUUGCAAUGCAACUCAGUAUAUGCUUCACUUAGUGUACUUUUUUUAAAUGGAAGUUUCGACUUAAUUACAUAAACUUCUAUAGUAUAUGGCUAGAUCAAUUGGUUGAAAUAAAAAGUAGGUUUAAAA
This is a messenger RNA of Xenia sp. Carnegie-2017, 632 nucleotides long. Its product is annotated as cystatin-A-like. The record is from RefSeq and is a predicted model, not a curated record. Bases 107 to 478 code for a protein of 123 amino acids. Gene Ontology annotation, cellular component: cytosol. The transcript is spliced from 5 exons. NCBI's taxonomy places the organism in Eukaryota, Metazoa, Cnidaria, Anthozoa, Malacalcyonacea, Xeniidae. Gene Ontology annotation, molecular function: cysteine-type endopeptidase inhibitor activity.